AUGUAUGUGGCGCAUAUUAUUGAGGCAGGUGCAGAUCGGUUGAAAGCAGCCGACAAAACGAAAUUGCGAGAUGAUUUAUCGAGUAAAUUACGUGAAUACAGGGUGGACGAACGCCACAUCCCGAAGAUCUAUUGGUUCUUUUCACGUCUGUACGAUUGUGACGAUGCUGAACUGCUCAACUUCAAUAAACGAUUCCUCAGCGAUUGUUCGGGUCGAAUUCAUGAAAGCAUUUAUGGUUCAGAGAGAACGUUCGCUUCAUCGCAAAAUACUAGUGAGUUAACAUCAUCGCGAUUGGUUCGUAUGAUUGCAUCGAUCGGUGAAAUCGUGCAGUGCCAUCCAUCACUGAUAACCGAGGAUCUAUCGGAGUUGAUGCAAUUCAUUGUCGCAUCCGAUGUGAUUCGAGAGAAAGUCACUCAAAUUGUUUCACGAAGGCAAACUCCAUUGCCAACACAAUCGCAGGCCGGUGUAGCCAACACGAAUAUACAUACUGUAACCGAGGCAACCAAUGCAAAUCGAGCAUCCUCUGAAGCUGGCCCAUCUCAAGGUACAACAACAACUCAAACAAGUCGACCGUUGAGUUCACAAUCGACGUGUCACAACACUGCAGGCACAACGACGACGAAUGCGUUCGUGCAGAGUUGUUUCACUAACUCAGAUCUUUUCUCGUCUGCGGUUCGAGCACGCGCCGUUCUGACGAUUGGAAAAAUGUGCCUCAUGGAUGAAAAUUUGGCAAAGAAAUGUAUACCGGUGUUUGUGAAGCAGUUGGUGAAGAAUCAGGACCAUUGCGUACGUAACAACAUCAUUGUGACUGUGUGCGAUCUUUGUAUGAGGUACACACUAUUGGUUGAUCGGUACAGCUCGAUUAUUGCGAUGUCUUUGAGAGAUCGUUCGGCACUGGUACGGAAACAGGCACUGACAUUGCUCACAUGUCUUAUCAAGGAGCAAUACAUUCGUUGGGAAGGACAGAUAAUGUACCGAUUUGUAUCCACUUUACUCGAUGAAGACGGAGGAAUAAGAGAAUACGCCAAAAUGUGUUUGUUGGAUGUGCUCUUGGUGCAAUUCCCGAAAAUGUUCGAACAUCAUUUCGUUGAAUGUCUCUUCUAUUUCAAUCGUGUCAGACAAGGAGCUUGGGCAAUUAUUAAAGCGACCGAUGACGAGGCAGAAUGCAAUCAAAAAAAUCAGUGUUCACUAGCUGGUGAGAAACAUCGCGAAGAUCGUAUGAAGCUUUACGUUUUCAUGCUAAAAACAUUCAACGAUGAAAGUAAAUUCAAGUUGAUGGAACGUAUCGGGCAAGAAGUGUUCUUGGCUGUCACUGAGAGUUCACUUGAUCUGAGUAAAACUGAAGUAAAAUAUCUACUGCUCGACUGCUACAGCGUGAUGUGUAGUGGAGAGAUCAAACUAAAGCAUACACUGGGAAGUCGUGGACCGAAUGCAGCUGAAGAUGACGAAGAGGAAGCUCCCGCUGCCGUUCAGGCUGGUGCCAAAAAAGUCAUCUCUCAAAUAUUUCGUAAAGGUAUUAUCGAGGCGGUUUUACCGAGUGUCAUUCAGCUCCGAUACUAUCUUCAGUCGAAAUCCGAAUUCUGUGUUUAUGAACGAGGCAUUUUGCUUGUGCUGAGGUCAGCAUUUCAGAUGGUUUUACAUUUUGAUUUAUUAAACCUAGAAAAAAAUUGCAGAGAACUUUGUAAAGAUCAUAAAGAGCAGCUGGAUGAAUUCUUGGCAAGUGAUCCAACUUUGAAAGAGGAAAUGAGAUAUGAUCUCAAAAAACUUGAGGUUUUAUUUCUUUCUAUCUUAUUGUUUUUCGAUGAGAAAGAAAAAGCCGAAGCAGAAGCGCAACAACGUUUGUUGAUGUCAAAGGCGAGAAGCGCACGUCGCUCUGCCGCUAUGAGACUCUCAUCGACCCCAUUAACUGCGACACGCCAUCCUCGUGCCGCAAAUCAACAACAACCAGUAACGCCUCUCGCUAGCAGACCCACAUCGACAAUCGAGACAGCUACGCAAAAUACGAGCGAACGAGUGGCAAGCAUCAUUCGGAACUCGUUACCGGCCAUCCGUAAUCGAGAACCACUGGAGCGUGUUGAUGAAGAAGAGCAACCAGCUGCCGAUGCUGCUGCUGCAGUUACUGAAGAAGGAUCGAUUCAGAAGGGAAUUAGUGACGAUGAACAUGUGCAACCAACGGCAACAACGGACACCGCUGAUGUUCAGUCAUCGGCCAGUGAACAACCACAGACGGAACGGCAAACAGUUAGUGAUUAUUUGUUCAAUGCGGGACAGACAGCCUCCACUUCGACACCAGUGGCGUCCGUCUCGGCAGAUCGUUCAGCAGCCAGAAAGAAGAGCUCCACAUUGAGUGAAAUAUCACCUGAACGAAUCCAAAGAGACAGUUCAGCAAUGAACGCACGAGCUUUCUCAACACCAGCACAUACGAUGAAUGAGGUAGGUGACCAAUACACUCUCUCAUCGUUGCAUCUAUCGUUAUCGUUCAACUGCAUCAUUCUGACUUAUUCAUAA
Anisakis simplex (herring worm) is the source of this 2508-nucleotide messenger RNA. NCBI's taxonomy places the organism in Eukaryota, Metazoa, Nematoda, Chromadorea, Rhabditida, Anisakidae. The record is from the annotation of a GenBank genome assembly.